AUGCCCGCAACUUGCCCGGCGACGCGCGACGACACCGCGUGCGUUUCCUUCCUGCUAUUUGACUCCAGCUCACGUCCGACUCCGCACGCUCCCGUCCGCGAACCAGCGCGAGGUCCCUGGACCGGGGGCGAUCCGCAGCUGUCCACGGGGGAACGGACGGCCGAUGCGGCUCCGGUCCACCGGGCCCUCGUGGGGAGAAACGCCCACGGCUAUAAAGGCAAGCGGCCGCGCCCCGUCAGCUCAUCCGGUUGGUCGGUCUCCCUCCCUCCCUCCCUAUCGUCUGUUUCCUUCGGCCGAAAAGCUCCCCGUUCCCUGCCCCUGCUCCGCCCCUCGUCCCCAGCCUCCGCUCCGCUCUUGGUAAUUGGAUACAUGGCCUCACCCGCCACACCGACACAGUCCACCGGCGCCCAGGAGGAGGCCGCGGCCCGCCAGUCGCUCAUCGGGAUCUCCCAGUCCACCCCGGCAGCAGGGGAGGCCCUCAGCGUCAAGUCGCCGAACGGCCGCACGGAACACGGGCAGGACGACAGCGGGGCGGCCGACAAGUCCAGGUCGAUGCUCAUGUCCAUCUCCAACCAGUCCCCGGAGGCUCGCCAGCCCACGCCGUGCCCGCACAGCAACGCCGCUUAA
Molecule: messenger RNA, 627 nt
Organism: Triticum turgidum subsp. durum (durum wheat)
Lineage: Eukaryota; Viridiplantae; Streptophyta; Magnoliopsida; Poales; Poaceae
Source: the annotation of a GenBank genome assembly